Gopherus flavomarginatus (Mexican gopher tortoise) is the source of this 5116-nucleotide messenger RNA. RefSeq names its product C2CD2 like (gene C2CD2L). The record is from RefSeq and is a predicted model, not a curated record. Gene Ontology annotation, biological process: positive regulation of insulin secretion involved in cellular response to glucose stimulus. Lineage: Eukaryota; Metazoa; Chordata; Testudines; Testudinidae. Gene Ontology annotation, cellular component: cytoplasmic side of apical plasma membrane. Gene Ontology annotation, molecular function: phosphatidylinositol transfer activity; phosphatidylinositol binding. The coding region runs from base 215 to 2323 and encodes 702 amino acids. The transcript has 16 exons.
ACCGGUAGCGUCCUUCCGCCCUUUUCCCGGGAAAUCAGUGGUUAUCCCUGGAGUAGCGACUGAGAUUUGGGCAGGCCCCGGCCCUGAAGAUGCUCCCGUACAACUGCCGGAGCUCGGGGUGAGGCCCGGGGCGGCUCCCCUCCCCCAGUCAUGCCUCCCGGACCCCCGUGAAACCCUUACCGGCCUUCCCGAAGUUCCUUGAGCAGAGAGCACCAUGGAGCUGGAGCUGGGCUGGGCGGCUCUGGUGCUCCUCUUCGCCGCCUCCCUGCUCACCGUCUCGGCCUGGCUGUUGCAGUAUUCCCGGGGCGUGUGGAGCGGCCGGGGAAAGCCGGAGACCUCGGGAGGAGCUCUAAGGGAAGCAGGCAUCUGGAAGUCCUUACUGAGGCUGCGAGUGGCUCGGGACGGAGCUCCCGAGGAGGCGGUAGCGGGGGCCAGAGGGCUCCUUGCCUCGCUGUUUGCCUUCAGAUCCUUCCGGGAGAACUGGCAGCGAGCUUGGGUGCGAGCUCUCAACGAGCAGGCCUGCAGGCACGGGAGUUCAAUCCAAAUCACGUUUGAAGAGAGUCCUCAGCUUCCACCAGCGGUGAAUAUAAGUCACGUGACUUGCACAGACCAGGCAGACCACAGUAUGGUGUUGCACUGCCAUCUGUCAGCUGAUGCUGUGAAGUUCCCAGUCUCUGUCACUCAGCAGUCUCCAGCUGCUGUUGCCCUGGAUACCUAUCAUGUCACCUUAGCUCUGCUGCAGGCCCAGGUGGAGAUCCGUUUGGAGGAGCUGCAGAAUGAGGGCCUGCUGGUGUCAUGGACAUUCAAGAACAGACCAGACUUGAACCUUUCAGUUGUUCCGAAACUUCAGCCCCGUGAAAAGAAUGAUGGGAAAGUGGAUCUGUCCACCAUAAAGGACCUGAUUGAGGACUCAGUUAUCAGCACCCAGCCUGCCAUGAUGGUGAAUCUGAAGGCAUGCACUGCUGGUAGUAAUAUGAUGUCCUGUGAAAAACUGUCCCAAGAGUCCUCAUCUAAUAUAGUGGCCUCUACAGUGUCCAAGUUGCUUCUCCGGCAUAUGCAGGUGCUCAACUUGAGCUGUGAAAAGGAAGGAGGAGGUGGGAAGCUAUGCUGUGUAGCCGAGCUAGACAGUCCUUUGCAGCAGAAAUGGACAAAGCCAGCGAGAGCAAGCAUCUCCAGUGCUGCAGCAGCGGUGGAGUGGAAUGAGGAGCUCAUGCUGGAGCUGGGGCCACGAAGCAAAGAGUUGAAGCUGAGAGUACUGGGGAACAGCAGUGGUGGGGAGAAUGUGCUUCUGGGAUAUACUGCUGUUUCACUUGACUCCUGCACCAAACAGCCAUCUGGGAGGCUGAUCUAUUCCCUGAGUCCAGGAGCUGGACAGCUGCUGACACCUGCGGCUACCCUUACGCUGGAGCUGCUCUACCACGAGUCUCCUUUGUCCCCGAAUCCCCAGUAUGCCACAUCGCUGCGCACCAGCAUCACUCCCACCAAAAAAAUUGAAAUGGACCGUACCAUCAUGCCUGAUGGCACCAUUGUGACCACUGUCACCACCGUCCAGUCCAGACCCAAGGUGGACUGUAAGCUGGAUUCACCUUCGAGGUCCCCAUCCAAAGUGGAAGUGACAGAGAAGAUGACGACAAGGCUUUCAGAGAGCAGUUGUCCCAGCACUGCCUUAGCCAGCAACAGCUGGGACAGUCACAUGUCCAAUGGCUUGGAUCCUGUGGCCGAGACAGCAAUCAGGCAGUUGACUGAAACAAAUAACAAAUCUGCCAAGAAGACCCCUACAAAACGCAGCACACUUAUCAUCUCGGGAGUUUCCAAGGUACCAAUUGCCCAAGAUGAAAUGGCACUUUCUCUUGGUUAUGCGGCAUCUAUGGAGGCCACCAUGCAUGGAUACUCCAUAAUGGCAGGCAUGUGUGACCACCCGCAGAGCUCCACUGAGCCAACCCAGCUGCUGGAAGCAUCGUUCUCAGGACAGAGAGCUAGUCAGGAGCUGGAUGAGACAACACGAUCAGACAUCUCUGAGAGACCCUCGGUGGAGGAUGUGGAAUCUGAAACUGGCUCCACAGGAGCCCUCGAGACCAGGAGCUUAAAGGAUCACAAAGUCAGCUUUCUCCGGAGCGGCACCAAGCUCAUCUUCCGGAGGAAGAAUAAGCAGAAGGAAGCAGGCCUGAGCCAGUCGCAUGAUGACCUGUCCAAUGCCAGCACCAGCUAUGCCACCAGGAAGAAAGCCAGCAGCUUCUCCCGGCGCCUCAUCAAGCGCUUCUCCUUUAAGUCUAAAUCAAAACCCAAGGCCAACGCCAGCACAACAUCGAUGGGCGAGAAGUAAGCUGAGGCGGACACUGCCCCUCCCCUGGUGCUUUAUGUUGGUUGAGGAGCUACCUAUGAAACCCUUCAGUGGACACUGUAGCAGCUUCCCUGGAAGGCUGAAGAUAGUGAAAUACACAUAUUUGAGGUUAGACUGAACAUAAACUACGAUCUGAACAUGACUUUGAAUAAGAGAAACAAGCAACUUCUGAGCCGGAACUUAACUGUUUCCUAAGUUUUGAAUUGAGCUUUAAUUCUUCGUAAACAACAAAUGGAAUGGGCUGGCUCUGCUGGAGAGGAUGUGACUAUGGAAAUGCCAGUGCAGGUUGUUUUGUACUUCUUGAAAUGUAAGAAUCCAGGCACUUCAGUACACCCAGAUAGCCGUUUACAGGUGGCUGCAGGGCCUGGUGGAUAUCUCCUUAGCAGGGUUAAACAAGGAGUCACGUCUUUACUUUCUUAUGAGCUUUUAUUUAAAGUGUCUGGUAAUUGGGUGAUGGUAUUCUUAGAGCAGGGUUGCUCAGUUGUAUGGUCUUGGUUAAAUGACACAUUCUUCUCCUGUUCUGCAUCUUCACAUUUGUACCCAGUAUUUUUCAUAGGUAGCUGCUACCAUGCACAAACAGUAGAUUGUGGGACUUUUGCCCAUGCCUUUUGUGUACUUCUGGGUACCUGAUAUAUAAGGAAUGCUGAUGCUUCAGCCUCGCAAUUAGGUGGGAUUAGGUCAAGUAACUGAUCUACCUUUGGCAUACUUCCAGGUGAAAGAGGCCAUGUACAUCUUUAGCAUCCAAACACUUUGAGAAUUUGAUGUGUUUAAGGAGCAAGUCCUGUGGGAUUUUAUUUUCAAAAUUGGUCCUUGAGUCUUAAAAGAUCUAAGUUUUUCUUUCUGUACUUGUAUUUAUUGCUUUGAAAUGUUUGCGAUGUAAACUACCUUUCACAGAGGCUGUCAUACCCUCAGAGGGUUAUUUAUUCCCUCAACCACUUGAUUGCUCAUCUUGGUGCUAUCACAGUAAUUUGUGGUAUAGCCGCCAGGAUCUGCAAGGAUGAAGAUGGCAGAUUUUUCUGCACUCUUUAGAUUAAAGCUGCAGAGCAUCUCCUUAAAGGGUCACUGGGGUCAAACACGUAAAUGUAAUAAAAACUGGUUGUUUACCAAAUAUCAGUGUGUUGAUGUGUAUUGGAGGAAAACUGAAUGUAAAGUUUUAGGGUUUGCUUGCUUUUUGGGGGUGGGAGGGAAGAAUUGCAUUCUUUUGACACAUCUGCUGUGCAUAUAGUGCAACAUUCUGCUGGCUGUUUGAGAACCAAAAAGUGAAAGUGAUUCUGAACAAAUGAAAACACAGUGUCAUUGCCUAGGCUGAAGCUAAUGUAAAAACUACACAAUGUAAAUGAAUGUUAGUCUCUAAUGUGAUGGUAAUAACACACAGCUAAAGAAAUGCAUUUUAAAAAUUAGUUUUUAAUUUGAAUGCCCUUUUCUAAUUAGCCAUCAAAGCUGUUAUUUAAGCCUAUAGAUGAAAAAUUAAAGUCCAUUUUCUGUCCUUAGUCUACAGGCAAUCUCAUCUCAUGUCAAUAGAAACUGCAUGCGUAGAUGAGGGAUGCUAUGCAGUUUUAAAUGUUAAGAGACACACACACAUACAGGCUUAAGUGCAAAAGGCAGUGUAAUGGAGAUCUCUCUUUUGAAGGAUGUUUCAGAAAGCUUCUUGUUAAUGGAACCUAAUUGUGUGUGUGUUGGGGAGUGGGGUUCUUUGUAAACAGCAUUGUUCGGCUAUCUUUUUACAGGCUAUAAUAUGAACUGAUUGAAAAGGAGAGGUAUGAUCAGUAGGUCUGCUUACUAGCCUUUACAGACUUUGUGGUGAACCAAAAUGGCAAUCCUCCCCAUUCCCAUAGGCAUUUUUUGUAAUGUGGUAUAUUUAAAAAAUAAAAUAAAAAUGAAAACUGCUUCUCACAAAUAUCUGUUGAAUACACUUAAGAAUUUCAUGGUCAGAUGAGUUGAGGUAAUGGAAAGGGGACUACAGCCAGGCAGAGAAUAGGACAAAUAACUGGGGUGAAGUUGGGGAUAUUGAAAAAUUUUAUACAGACCUCUGCAAAUUGUUCACUCUUUACUCAGCUAAGUUAAUUACUGCUGUUCAAAUUAGAAUAUGCAUAUAUGUAUAUACAGGGUGCGUAUGUGUACAGAAGUUUUCUUCUGUUUCCUCUAAGUUAACCUUACUUAGGGACUUGUUUCCUGUGAAAACUUCUUUCUUUGGGUUAGAUUUCAAAUCUAUAGAGCUGGGGGCUUGUGGGCAACUAGCAAGCCAAUCUGAUCCCGGAUGAGACAGCAGCUGUGACUUAGAUCUUAUUUGUUCCUUUCAGCUGUCUUUUUCUUCCCUUCCUGUACAUAAUUAAUAUACAGUGAAGGUGUCAUAUCCUUGGUAGCAGAGAUUCAGUGAAACCUCUUGUAAAAUAAAAAGCAGGUGUGUACCAUGUGAUAUUGUAGCUCCUUUACAUGAGUGCCCCUCAACUCAGGACUUCUUCCACAGGUAUCUGCUUGCUUUGCUCACUUGUACAGGUUCUGGAGCAAACACCCACACUGAGUCUGAGCUAGUGCCCCAUGCUUGUGCUCUUUUUUGUACUUCGAUGCCUUCUUCGUGGGUGGAUUAUUUUAACACCAGAUUUCAAUACAAAGAAAAAUAGGAACUGUUUAGCUAUUUAAGAGAUUAGAGUACAAUGAUUUAUUUAAAGAUGAAAUGGAUGAAAUUCUGCACCUUUGUAAAUGUUUAAGAAGAUUUCCAUUGCUGUGUAAUGGCCUGAAUUUGUUAACUUAUUAAACUAAAUGGAAGUUUAUAAA